GCAGGAGCAGCAGGAGCAGCAGGAGCAGCAGGAGCAGCAGGAGCAGUGGGGGACCAAGGAGCCGCCACAGCUGGACAGCGACGACAGGGAUGAAGAAGAGCAUGGCCGACACAGCCCCGGCCGGGGCCCGGACGCCGCCCCUUCCAGCUGCUUCCGCUGCUGUGACCCACCCGCCAUGUACCAGGCCAUCCCGGCACCCCAGAUCAACAUCACAAUCCUGAAAGGGGAGAAGGGUGACCGCGGAGACAGGGGCCUCCAGGGGAAGUACGGGAAGACGGGCUCUGUGGGCGCCAGGGGCCACAUUGGGCCGAAGGGGCAGAAAGGCUCCGUGGGCGCCCCCGGGGACCGCUGCAAGAGCCACUAUGCCGCCUUCUCCGUGGGCCGCAAGAAGCCGCUGCACAGCAAUGACUACUAUCAAACAGUGAUCUUCGACACAGAGUUCGUGAACCUGUAUGGCCACUUCAACAUGUUUACGGGCAAGUUCUACUGCUAUGUGCCUGGCGUCUACUUCUUCAGCCUGAACGUGCACACCUGGAACCAGAAGGAGACGUACCUGCACAUCAUGAAGAACGACGUGGAGGCCGUGAUCCUGUACGCGCAGGUCAGUGACCGCAGCAUCAUGCAGAGCCAGAGCCUCAUGCUGGAGCUGCGGGAGCAGGACGAGGUGUGGGUGCGCCUCUUCAAGGGCGAGCGCGAGAACGCCAUCUUCAGCGACGAGUUCGACACCUACAUCACCUUCAGCGGCUACCUGGUCAAACCGGCUGCGGAGCCCUAGCCGGCACCGCCCUGACUCCCUUCCCCUCCUCCCUGCUGGCUCCCUCGCCUCGCCU
Ochotona princeps (American pika) is the source of this 830-nucleotide messenger RNA. RefSeq names its product C1q and TNF related 1 (gene C1QTNF1). The record is from RefSeq and is a predicted model, not a curated record. The transcript is spliced from 3 exons. Bases 176 to 775 code for a protein of 199 amino acids. Gene Ontology annotation, molecular function: protein binding. NCBI's taxonomy places the organism in Eukaryota, Metazoa, Chordata, Mammalia, Lagomorpha, Ochotonidae.